AUGGCUGACGCUGAUUUCGGCACAUUUGACACUGAUUUCGGCACAUUUGAUGUCGAUUUGUUUAAUAUGCUAUCAGAACUAGAUCUUCCAUUGGUUUUGAAUGAAGUUACCGGCUUAGAAAAUGUAGACGCCAUACACACAGGCAAGGAAACCAAAAGCGAAACUAAAAGUGAACCUGAAACUGGGUCACUCAGUCGAUUUAAACCAAAAACAGAAGAAGAGGUUAAACACAUUGAAGACAAAAACCAUGCAGCUGAAACAAAGAAAAAUACUCAAUGGGGCCUCAAAAUAGUUCAAGACUGGCACUUGUCUGUACAUGGGGAUGUCGUUGAUUUGGCCACAGUUGAGGAGGAACGUCUUAACAACCUGUUGAGGAAGUUUUACUGCGAGGUAGCACCUCAGGAGAAGAAAAUCAAGUCUGCUGAACUGCAACUGAAGGUUUACCACAAGAACACCAUGAAAAACAUCAGGGCUGCUCUCAAUCGUCACUUGAGCGAUAUUGGUAUGACUUAA
Mya arenaria is the source of this 513-nucleotide messenger RNA. RefSeq lists its product as uncharacterized. The coding region runs from base 1 to 513 and encodes 170 amino acids. The record is from RefSeq and is a predicted model, not a curated record. Lineage: Eukaryota; Metazoa; Mollusca; Bivalvia; Myida; Myidae. The transcript has 2 exons.